AUGGUCGCAAAUCCCUCUUUGAUCGAAGAGGCGCUUUUCUCUUUGGCUUGUUUUAUCGCCUCUUUGUACCGGAUGACACGGCUAAUUGUUCAUCCAACCUGCUUUGAGAUGAAGUCUUUCCCGCCCUGCAGGGAAAUAAACAACUUGACUCAAUCUUCUCUUUCUUCUGAUUAUCUACAAAGCCAUCGUUAUUUCGAAAGGAACCAAAAUGAAUCCAUCGCAUCUCAACAGAGUCGUUACUUCGACAGUUUUUCGAAUUCUUGUUUGUUUUCGGUUCUCAUAAGAGGGCCUUUCCUUUCUUUCUUUCUUUCUUUCUUUCUUUCUUUCUUUCUUAUAUUUUCCUGGUCCGUUUGUGCUUCUUUUUAUUUUUCUUUCAUUCACUUAUCUAUCUAUCUAUCUAUCUAUCUAUCUAUCUAUCUAUCUAUCUAUCUAUCUAUCACUCUAGUUCCGCUAUCAUUCUCUCUUCAAUCUAUCUAUCUAUCUAUCUAUCUAUCUAUCUAUCUAUCUAUCUAUCUAUCUAAUUUUAUUCAUAUCUAUCUAUCUAUCUAUCUAUCUAUCUAUCUAUCUAUCCAGGUCACUUUAGUUCCGCUAUCAUUCUCUCUUCAAUCUAUCUAUCUAUCUAUCUAUCUAUCUAAUUUUAUUCAUAUCUAUCUAUCUAUCUAUCUAUCUAUUUUAUUCAUGUGUAUGUAUGAUUGUAUCUAUCUAUCUAUCUAUCUAUCUAAUUUUAUUCUUUUCUUUCUUUCUUAUAUUUUCAUGGUCCGUUUGUGCUUCUUUUCUUUUCUUUCAUUCACUUAUCUUUCUUUCUUUCUAUCUAUCUAUCUAUCUAUCUAUCUAUCUAUCUAUCUAUCUAUCUAUCUUUAUUACUUGUCUAUCUAUCUGAUUUUAUUCUUAUCUAUCUAUCUAUCUAUCUAUCUAUCUAUCUAUCUAUCUAUCUAUCUAUCUUCUAGCGUUUAG
Messenger RNA from Acanthosepion pharaonis, 954 nucleotides. NCBI's taxonomy places the organism in Eukaryota, Metazoa, Mollusca, Cephalopoda, Sepiida, Sepiidae. The record is from the annotation of a GenBank genome assembly.